This is a messenger RNA of Danio aesculapii, 2846 nucleotides long. It is a transcript of the gene ppp1r3g, whose product is annotated as protein phosphatase 1 regulatory subunit 3G. Gene Ontology annotation, biological process: regulation of glycogen biosynthetic process. The coding region runs from base 1 to 858 and encodes 285 amino acids. The record is from RefSeq and is a predicted model, not a curated record. Gene Ontology annotation, molecular function: glycogen binding; protein phosphatase 1 binding. Lineage: Eukaryota; Metazoa; Chordata; Actinopteri; Cypriniformes; Danionidae. Gene Ontology annotation, cellular component: protein phosphatase type 1 complex. The transcript has a single exon.
AUGCGCAUGUGGAGCUGUUAUUGGGUCACAAGUCCACACACACAUCUGCUCAUCCAGAGGGGUUCUCCUGGAGUGACACUCGCUGUCAUUGGAGAUCACAGAACUGAGAUGAUGAGCAUAAUGAACGCGGAGCAGAUGGAGAACGGACUGGACUCCGAUGACGAUCUUCAGGUCGAGGAGAUACCCCAGUACCUAAAAGACAGGAGACGAGCCAAGUCCUUACCCGCGUAUCCAGAGCAGGCGAGCCUUUACCACCAGAUCUCGCAAAACUGCAGCAAACGCGUAAAGUUUGCGGACACGCUCGGCUUGAACCUGGCGAGCGUCAAGCACUUCAGCACCAGCGAGGACCCUCAGAUUCCAGCUAAAGUCUUUAAUAGACUCAAGAGUUUCCCUCUGCAAAAGGAGCGCGAAUUUAUUGAUGACUUGUGCGUCAAUAUCAGGUCCUCUCUGGCGCUGGACUAUCUAGUCCCGACGUUCAAGACGCCUGUGGAUUCGGGAGACCAGGAGACGCGGCUCGCGCGCGGUCGCGUCGCGCUGGAAAGCGUCACGGUGACGCAGUUUGAUGUCCGUGGGAUCAUACGGGCGACGGGCGGCAGAGAAGUUGGGGUCAGGUAUACAUUCAACGACUGGCUGUCGUUCGUGGACGCGCAAGCCAUUCCCGUGGCCACCGAGGACACGACGCGCUUCUCCUUUACCAUGUACACGCCACCUUUCCUGGAUCCGAGCGCUUCUGUGCAUUUCGCCGUGUACAUGAAGGAUGCUAACUCCGAGUUCUGGGACAACAACGAUGGGCUGAACUAUUCCCUGAAGUAUCACAGCUCGUCACCAAGCGAGACCGCGGCUUUCCACGCGAUAUGAUGCGCUUUUACGCGCGGCGCCAAGUGGUUCAUUGGUGCGUUUUAUCCGCACGAAUGACUAAAACUGAUUUAAUACAACAUGAAUGAGCUCUCAAGAAGAUGACGAGGAUAAAUAGAGCUGUGCUAGUAUUAAAAUCACUUCUAAAAGAAUUGCUUACCAUCAUGUUGUAGCCUACCCAUUAGGCUGAUUUUCUUUCUUGGAUAAGGAAAGAAACUAUGUUGCCGAGCUGCUCUAUCCUAAGUGCGAUUGAGCUCUAAAAAGCACCACUAAAGCACCAUAGUGAUGGUUUUAAAGUCUCAUUCGCUAUAUUUUGAUAUUAUAAUGUCACAACAAUCAAUUGUGUGUGGAACAGAUUGAAAUUUAAGACAUUGUUUGCUGUUCACAUUUGACUUGAGUUUUAAACAAGGGACUCGUUAAGACUUGAGACAAAAGACAAACAAAAACUAAUUAUAUUCGGUGGUUUGGAAUAUGCAAAUCAGGCAAAUGUUUGAACGUCACAACUGACUAAAGCUGGACUUUCAUGCAGAACUGUUAUUGCAAAAUAUACGCAAAUGUAUUCUUAAAUGUAUGUCAGCACUGAAGGCUUUAGGAUAUAUACUGUAUAUAAACUGGACUGUCAUGUCUGAGUAUUAAAAUCUAUUUUAAGUGAAUGGUUUUACCUGAUAAUCACAUUUAUUUGUCAGGAUUUGGCCAGCAUGUUGACUUUUUCUUCAACACACAUGUUGCAGAAUGUGCAAUGAAAGUGCUGUCAGGUUCAGCUUCAAAAAAUACAUAGAAACACCAUAAUGGAGGUCUAUGUGUUGUGUGCUGUAUUCUGUUAUUAUAAUGUCAGAAAACUGUUAGAACUAGUCAAAUGUGAUUAUUUUAUAUAUGCAAAUCAGAUUUGAGGGCUUUAGUGGAGGGGAAGCUUAUCCACUGUAAAUGAUUUGAAUUUCAGAAAAAAAGUCUGACCAACAUUUAUUGCAUGACUUAGAAUAUAGUGGACAUGUGUGCGGACUAUUUUAUGAUGCUUUCCUGUCUGUUAUAAAGCUUGAUAAUCCCCAUUUAAGCAACACUAGGUCUAUUAAAUGUCAAAGGACAGUGUGGACAUUUUAUGAAACAUCUCUUUCUGUGUGCCACAGAAAACAAAAGUCAUUUGGAUUGAGAUUGAAAUUGAAAAUCUUUUUUGUUUUAAGAUGAACCACUACUAAUAAUAGAGGAAAUCAUACACGUUACUAUGUUUGUCGACUUGCAAAAAUGAUCGAUUAAUUCCAGGAAAUGUGUGUGUGUGUGUGUUCAAAGUUACUGACACUGAAGUUCUUUUGUAUAUACAAGGCAGAACUAUAUCAUGGGAUAUCAGUGAUCAAUGUUUUUCUUCAACAGACGAGGCUGAUAUUUGCUGCUCAGUUUAAAAAGAUUGACUUUACGCUGCUUAACAGAGUUGGUGGAACUUAAAAUGUCAAGAAACUAAGAGUCAGAAAUAUAUGAAUUCAAUAUAAAAUAAUCACAGCGAGUGAUAGAGAAUAUCAAAACUGAAUCAAUGUUUACAGUUUGUUCAGUGAAAGAGCAGAGACUGGUUGUGUUUACAGUAUAGAAUGUCUAUAUUAUGCACACGUAAGAUAAGAUAUCAAUGAUUUUAACUGAAGUCCAGAUAUGCUGCUGUUUUCUCGAGGUUUGUUUGGUCUGUGCAUCUGUAUGAGGGGAAGGUGGCGAUCUGAUUUUUGCAAUAUGCAAAUGUUUGUUUGAAUAUAUGCAAAUAUUUUAUGUAUGGACAUUUACUAGUAGGGAUUUAUUCAGUAAAUUAGGUAGUUUUUCAUAAUUCUAUGCAAUCAUUUCCUUUUAUUUCCUGAAAAAGUGUCAUUACCAGCAUAAACUAUCAACCCUUGUGGUACAAGCUUUGUAUACAUGUUGUUUUCUAUUUGUUUCACAUGUAUGAAAGCAAAUCUGCACAGUCAAUAUAAUACAACCUCGAAUAAUUCUCAGAAUAAAAUAAUGAAACACAGUGGAAA